This is a messenger RNA of Ilex paraguariensis (yerba mate), 234 nucleotides long. NCBI's taxonomy places the organism in Eukaryota, Viridiplantae, Streptophyta, Magnoliopsida, Aquifoliales, Aquifoliaceae. The record is from the annotation of a GenBank genome assembly.
AUGGAUGCCAGGACAGUAGGUGCGGUGGUGGGCACGAGCGCCAUGGCAACAAGCACGGGUGCCGAGGUAGAGGCAGCGGGCGUCAAGGUAGGCGUCGAGCUCGGUGUAGGUGUCGAGGCAUCAGGCAUGGGCAUCGAGGUGGUUGGCGGGGGCACCAGGGCUGGCGUGGGUGUUGAGGCGUGGGCGCUUGGGGCACCGUGGCAGGCACUGACACAUGGGCAGGUGCAUGAGUAG